AUGCUGAAGCUCAAGGCCGACCUUCCCGACCUGUACGCCGUCUUAACGGAGCUGAAAAUCGAUGCGUCCGCUUGGAAGCGGCGUGACACCGGAUACAACUCCCUCGCCCUCGCCUUCGACAAUCCUUCGGCAGCGGUCAUGUGGCACUGCCAGAGCCGCUUCAACAAAAUCUCCGGCUGCUUAGCGUGA
Messenger RNA from Symbiodinium sp. CCMP2592, 189 nucleotides. NCBI's taxonomy places the organism in Eukaryota, Dinophyceae, Suessiales, Symbiodiniaceae. The record is from the annotation of a GenBank genome assembly.